Periophthalmus magnuspinnatus is the source of this 1952-nucleotide messenger RNA. It is a transcript of the gene dcaf15, whose product is annotated as DDB1 and CUL4 associated factor 15. The record is from RefSeq and is a predicted model, not a curated record. Gene Ontology annotation, biological process: protein ubiquitination. Gene Ontology annotation, cellular component: Cul4-RING E3 ubiquitin ligase complex. NCBI's taxonomy places the organism in Eukaryota, Metazoa, Chordata, Actinopteri, Gobiiformes, Gobiidae.
ACCAAUCAGCGCAGGGCGGAGGACAACAGUUGAGUUUGGAGAUGGCGCCCAGCUCGAAAUCAGAAAAGGACGAAGGAAAAACAAAAGCUCAAAGAAAACACAAAGAGCACGUCGUGAAGCUCCUAGUCCGCGGAAAGCUGUCUGGACACUUUCCCCAGCGCCGCUUUAGGAAACUUCCACCACGAGUGUGCGUCCCAUUGAAAAACAUCGUCAGUGAGGAGUUCCUUACAGCAGGACAUAUAUUUCUUGGGUUCACCAAAUGUGGUCGAUAUGUUCUGUCGUACACAAGUGACUGCGGAGAAGAUGAUGAUUUUUCUUUCUACACCUACCAUCUCUACUGGUGGGAGUUUAACUUGCACAGUAGACUCAAGCAGGUCCAUCAUGUCCGGCUGUUUGCAGGGGAGGAAAUUUAUAGUGACCUUUACCUCACUGUUUGUGAAUGGCCAAAUGACACAUCGAAAAUUGUCAUCUUUGGAUUUAAUACACGCAGUUCAAGUUCUGUUCUGAUGAAUCUAAUGAUGAGCGAUGAGAACAACAGAGACAUUUAUAUUACAAUUGCCUCGAUGCCGCCUCCUAAACCAUGCUCUCAGUGCUCCCCUGUUCCUUCAGCUUCAACUAUACGCACUGGGGGAGGUGAUUGUCUAGAGCAUGGCUAUGUGCUCAACAGUCGCUACCAGGUGGUGUACCCCUUUCCUACUUUCCAACCAGCUUUCCAGUUGAAGAAGGACCAGGUUAUACUACUAAACACGAGUUACUCACUGGUUGCCUGUGCAAUCUCUCUCUGCGCAGGAAACCAAGAUACAUCUCCUCAAAUCCUCUACACAAAAAAGUUAUCUUCCCCCAACUUCGGCCCAGCCUCUGCUCCUUUGUCCUCAGUACCCCAGAGAUCUCCUGAAAGAAGACAGCCCCCGCAAAGCCCCUGCCCCGUGUCCACACCUCAUAGCCAGUCCCAAGCUGCUGCUCGUGCCCGGGAAUUUGCCGCAGAUCUUUUUAGGCGAGCCCAAGCCAGUGGAGUAGUGGGAGAAAAAGAAGAGGAAAAGCGAGUGGGUUCUGACGAAAAAGUCAGAAGCACAAGAGAUAAAGGACAUGUGGAGAUGCCAAAGCUGGAGAGACAGACAAGUUUUCCUCAAGCAUCAACGUCAGCUCAUAGUUUAGCCCCGGGACCACCACCUGCUCCCUCCUCCUCUUCGUCACCACCAACGCAAGCACCAACUGAAGGCACCUCUACUGAGCCGGGAUAUGUCAACUACUCACACCUGCAGUACUGUCUCCCACGGCCAGGGGCAUCCGAGCAGGGUGCAGGACAGAUUGGAGGAGGUUAUGAAGAUGAUAAGGUUCAGCUGCCCUUCACAGUCACUGAUCUCAAAGAAAACCUUGAACUUGUAAAUGGGACAUAUAAUGGACAGUGCGUCUCUGUAGAGCAGUUAACCCUGGACUUUGAAUAUCUUAUCAAUGAGGUGAUCAGAUAUGAUGCAUCCUGGGCCUCUCAGUUCUGCUCUUUCAGUGACUAUGAUGUUGUGAUUUUGGAAGUAUGUCCAGAGACAAAUAUCGUUAUGAUCAACAUCGGGCUGUUGUUACUGGCCUUCUCCAAUUCAGACGAGGAACACUGCAGACCAAACACAUACCACUCAAACCUGCGGGUCAGCUGGGACCUUAACACUGGUGUAUGCUGCACUGUUGGUGUGGGAGACCUGACUGAGGUCAAAGGCCAGACCAGUGGCAGUGUGUGGAGCUCCUAUAGAAAAACCUGCGUUAACACUGUCAUGAAGUGGCUGGUUCCUGAAAGUGGAUCUCGCUACAUCAAUCGAAUGACUAAUGAAGCUCUACAUAAAGGCUCAUCGCUUCAAGUGUUGGCAGAUAGCGACAGAUGCACCUGGAUUGUACUAUGAAACUGGACUUUUGGCAGAAGCCAAGAUGUACUUAAUAAAUAUAACUUGUCAAACUCUAAAUAA